GAUUGGUGGGUUGUGGAGGGUGCGGGCGGCGAGCUGUGGGUCUCGGCGCUGACUGGGCCGGUUGGCGCUCCGGGCCGGUACUGAGGAGGGGGUCAAUAUGUUGGGGUGCUGGCCCGUCCAGAUGCUUCAGGCUGCCUGAUUCGCCUCCAUUGGUUUCUCUGCCGUGCAGACUGUCACGAUGAGGUUAGACUGACAUGGAAUACGAUGAAAAACUUGCAAGGUUUCGACAAGGCCAUCUCAAUCCCUUCAAUAAAGAUCCAGGUGGAAAGGUGGAGGAAGGUGAUGAGGAAGAGCACGAUCUGUCUGUAAAAGCACUGCAUAUAGAUUCCUUGUGCAGGAAGGCCAGUGAACAUGCAGACAGAAUGAUGGAUCUUGGCUUGGCAGAGGAUCAUUUCUCAAAACCAGUGGGAUCAUUUGUGGCAUUGGACAUCGAAAAUCUAAAGCGUGCAAUUGAUGAAGUGAAGCAAGUUAUCUUAGACUUGCCUGAACACUCUGAGAAGCAGAAGGAUGCUGUUGUAAAACUUAUUCAUCUUCGGCUUAAACUACAAGAAUUAAAGGAUCCUGAUGAAGAUGAGCCAAAUAUUCAAAUUUUGCUUGAACACCGUUUCUACAAGGAGAAAUGCAAAAGUGUCAAACAGUUCUGUGACAAGUGUAGCACCAUUAUAUGGGGCUUGCUGCAAACCUGGUAUAUUUGCACAGGUUGUUACUACCGGUGUCAUAGUAAGUGCUUGAACCAAAUUACCAAAUCUUGUGUAAAAUCAAAGGUUAGCCAUCAAUCUGAAUUUGAACUCAACAUCUGUCCGGAAGUGGGACUGGACAGACAAGAUUACCGGUGUGCAGACUGUCGACAUCCAAUAUCCCUUCGUGGUGUGCCUGCUGAAGCACGAAAGUGUGACUACACAGGCCAAUAUUACUGCAGCAGCUGCCACUGGAACGAUGUAGCAGUCAUUCCCGCACGUGUCAUACACAAUUGGGAUUUUGAAGCCCAUAAGGUGUGCCGAUACAGUAUGAGGUAUCUCACAUUAAUGAUAUCUCGGCCAGUAUUGAAACUUCGAGCAAUUAAUCCGCUUCUCUUCAAUUAUGUGGAAGAACUGGUGGAAAUUCGGAAACUCCGACAAGAUAUCUUGUUAAUGAAACCAUACUUCAUCACUUGUAAGGAGGCAAUGGAGGCAAGACUCUUGUUGCAGUUACAGGAUCGGCAGCACUUUGUGGAAAACGAUGAAAUGUAUUCUUUACAGGAUUUAAUUGACAUUGCCACUGGGCGCUUGAGCUGCACUUUAACUGAAAUCCACACCAUCUUUGCUAAACACAUUAAACUGGAUUGUGAGCGAUGUCAAGCUAAAGGGUUUGUCUGCGAGUUGUGCAAAGAGGGAGAUGUACUUUUUCCAUUUGACAGCCACACAUCUGUGUGCCAGGAUUGUUCUGCUGUAUUCCACAGAGACUGUUACUAUGACAACUCUACUACAUGUCCAAGAUGUCCACGACUAUCAAUGAGAAGACAGUCUCAAAUAGGACAAACUCAUCCAGACUGAAUCUAGAUCAAAGAGAAGAGUUGUCAUUUGAAGUUCUGUGUGAUUAUUUAAUUCCCAGCAGUCAACUAAGCUGAAUCAUGUGGAAAUAUAAUGUAGAUAUUAACAGUGAAGUUUAAUUCUAGUGGUGAUGAAUUAAUAUGUAUUGUGACUUGGAUUAAGUGACCAUAAGAAGUUGAACAAUGCCCUUUAUUUUUAAGCUGAGAUGCAAACUGUAAACAUAGAGUUAUAAGGUGCUUCCAGUAACCCUGAAUAGCUGUUACAAAAAUUUUAAAUGAGUAACUUUUGGAAGGUGACCUCUUAGCUCUUUUGAUCUGUAAAAAUCCAACCACUGUAAUACUGAGGACUGCAUUUUGUAUACAUUUCUCUCAGCACUUUCUUUCAAAACUGUUUAAUUUUGUAGUGAUAUUUACAUCGUUAUAUUGCAGAUUCACUAAAGUGAAUUCUAGAAAAAGAAUUCUCACUAUUACAGACUUAAGUGAGAGAAAGCUCAAUCAUGUAGCACCUUUUGAAACAUUUUUGAGAAGAGGAAAUGUUAAUAAUGCAGCCUUUUCCCAUUUCCUGCUCACGAGCAUCAGUGCAAUGAUUGACAAAGGAGGAAAUACUGUUCUGUAAUAUAUGGAGCUCUGUUAAAUCUGUCUUCAAGGUUGAUAACUCAUAAAUUUAAAUUGGCAAAUAAUUGUAGAUUGUUUGAUAGAGAAGCUAGAAACUCUACUGUCUAAAAGAUGGGAGUAGAGACUAAGAACACAAAUGUAUAUAUUAAGGCAGCCGUAUUCCCAGACUUAUUGAAAAAUAGAGGAUUAAAAUGCCUUCUGAUAGAUGCAGACUAGUUUAAAUUUACUAAUCUGUGAAGACUGCUUUUCCUGUAUAUUUGAUGAACAGAAAAGCCAUUGCAGUAAAAUGAAUCUUCAAACCAAGCUACCAAGGAAUUUUCAGAUGGUAUUUUACUCACCUGGAUUCUUUGCAUAAACUGGUUUCCCCAAUUAUGCACAGAGGUAUUUUGCCAGCUAAAACCAGACAGCUUGUCAGUACUGGUAAACAGGCUAUUGUUUAUCCACCAAGACUAUCUGUUAUGGCAUUUUCUGAGAAAAUUAUUUAAUGCAAUUUGAGGUAUCUAGUUCUUGCUGAUAGUUCCAGCUCUCCGUAAUGUGUUGGUAAGUCUUUGAAUGUAGUAGGUUUGACUGAGUAUGGCACAAAAUAUUCAUUCUUUGGUUUGCUACAUUGUGAAAUGAACAGUUGGAUUUUAAUCUUGUUUAAAAUCAGUUGAUAAUCAUUUUUGUUAAACCAAAUAUAAUGAUAUUAUUGCACUUUUUUCCUGGAAAGGUUUGAAAUUCCUGAUGGAAUUUGCAAACUUGGUAUAAAGCCACCAUAUUGAUCACUGCUGAGUGUUCAGAAUUGGUCUUUUGAAAAUGUCCUUUUCUUCAUGUCAGUUAAUUAGAAUUUGAAGCAACAGCCAGCCGGGUCUAAGGUAAUUACUCUGGUCAUUUACCCUUGUGGGGUAGUCUUAACCAGCAUUAUUUUCACUCCAGAGGUAAAGUGUGUGUUACAUUAGGAAAGAUGUAUGCCAACUGAUAUGCAAGCUAACUUGGUAUGUUUAUUUUCUUGGACAACUUGAUUGUCUAUGACCAGUCUGACAACGACUAUGACAAUCUGAUCUAGUUUGGAAUUUAAAAUUUGCUUAUUUUAAUAAUUGUUAGAGUUGACACCUCAAUCCUUUUGAAGAGUCAAAUAGUACAUGAUAAUGAUGCAAUUGGCAUGUUUUAGAUAACAGACCCAAAGAAUUAUGCAGAUAUAUUCAUUGAAAAGGAAUUCAAAACAAGUAGAUGAAUAGCAUAAUCAUUUGAAAAGGAGAUUUUAAAAAAAUGUUUCAAUGCAUAAAAAAACUUGUGAUCUACAAAUUCCUGGUCUAUUGCUUUGACUUGGUGAUCAGAGUGGAGGGAAAUUAGCUAAUGCACUUACUGAACCUGGGUUGCUUAAUGAGGUGCUACUUUGCCCUUUCCCGCCCUACAUUUUACCUCAUCUUCAAUGAACCAUGAGGUUAAAAUAUAAUGGUUAAAAUAGUGGAGUCUUCUUGAAUUUAUUCCACCACUACAUUUUUUUUAAAUGCUGCUAAUUGAUACUUUUUUAACCCUUUGGAGCACUAAGUAGGAAAGAAAUUGGGAAAAUAGAUACAUAAUGACAAAGAAUUGUAUGGAAAAUUGUGCUUCCAUUUUGUUUGAUACUCAAAAUAAUAUCCACAAAAGCAAAAUGCUUGCAAAACACAAUUCUGUUGAUCAGCUAUUGAAGAAAAAAAAUUGAAGGUAACAUUUGAAGCUGAUUACAGGUGGAAAUUACUAGAAAAUGUUCUCAAUUACUGGAACAUGCAGAGGAAACAAAAAGGUUGGAUUCUUAUUUUAGCUUUGGCUUCAAGUUGUAAUAAAAGAUCAUAAACCUGAAAUAUUAAUCUAAACCUCUUCACUUUUCUCCACUUAUGCUGUCUGAUUUUUUUUUCUUGUUUACUGAUUCCAGCUUUAUAGUUGUAUUUGGAAAAUGCAGGUUCUUUUUAUACAUAAUGUAAAGGUGCUUGUACGGAAAAUUUAAAAGAUAAACUCUGUCCUAAACCCAUUCCACUUUUUAGGAAAUGAUAGUGGCUCUGGAUAUGUUUGUAAAUUGUCUAUGUAAGCUACCAGAAAUUACAUAAUCUGAUAUCUUUAAUUUAAUUUGCAUGUGCAUAAUCAAAGAAUGUAAUGUAUACUGUCUGAGAUCAACUCCUGACAUUUAUAUGGUGCUUUAAUUAUACUAAUGACUGUAUCCUGUAAUGUUCAGUUAAUAAAUUUAUUAUAUUUCAAGCUUUAA
Pristis pectinata (smalltooth sawfish) is the source of this 4364-nucleotide messenger RNA. RefSeq names its product differentially expressed in FDCP 8 homolog (gene def8). The transcript is spliced from 12 exons. The record is from RefSeq and is a predicted model, not a curated record. Lineage: Eukaryota; Metazoa; Chordata; Chondrichthyes; Rhinopristiformes; Pristidae. Bases 195 to 1532 code for a protein of 445 amino acids.